Molecule: messenger RNA, 318 nt
Organism: Pneumocystis murina B123
Lineage: Eukaryota; Fungi; Ascomycota; Pneumocystomycetes; Pneumocystales; Pneumocystaceae
Product: cytochrome c oxidase subunit 6, mitochondrial
Exons: 4
Coding region: 1-318 (105 amino acids)
Biological process (GO): mitochondrial electron transport, cytochrome c to oxygen
Cellular component (GO): mitochondrial inner membrane
Source: RefSeq, a predicted model, not a curated record
AUGUCACAUUCACAAGAUAGGAAUAAUUUUGAAUCAUUUAAUGAAAAAUAUGAAAAAUUUUUUAAAAAUGUUGAAGAUCUUUUUGAGUUACAACGUGGACUUAACAAUGCAUUUGCAUAUGAUUUUGUUCCCAUGCCAUCGGUUAUUGAAGAAGCUUUACGAGCAGCAAGACGAGUAAAUGAUUUUCCUACAGCAGUUAGAAUAUUUGAAGGAAUUAAACAUAAAGUUAAGAACAAAAAACAAUAUCAACAAUAUUUAGAUGAACUUAAAUCACUUCGCGAAGAACUUGGAAUUUCCUUAAAAGAAGAACUUAUGUAA